AUGGGAAAGCAAAACAGUAAACUCAAGCCUGAGGUUCUCGCUGAUCUCAAGGACCAAACGAAUUUUUCGGAACAUGAACUACAGGAGUGGUACAAGGGAUUCCUCAAGGAUUGUCCAAGCGGUCAUCUGACUUUAGAGGAAUUCAAGAAAAUCUACGGCAACUUCUUCCCCUACGGCGACGCCUCCAAGUUUGCGGAGCACGUUUUUCGCACGUUUGACAGCAACGGCGAUGGUUCCAUCGACUUCCGCGAGUUCAUCUGUGCCCUGUCAGUGACAUCUCGUGGUGGUAUAGAAGAAAAACUCAAGUGGGCUUUCAGUAUGUAUGACCUGGACGGUAAUGGAUAUAUCUCCAGGCCCGAGAUGUUGGAGAUCGUCAGAGCGAUUUACAAGAUGGUAGGCUCUGUAAUGAGAAUGCCUGAAGAUGAAAGCACGCCGGAGAAACGGACGGAAAAAAUAUUUAGACAGAUGGAUAAAAAUGAUGAUGGCAAACUGUCACUACCCGAGUUUAUUGAAGGAGCGAAGAGCGAUCCGUCCAUCGUACGCUUGCUCCAGUGUGAACCUGCCCCAUAAGACUAAAGUAUUUUUUGUUCCAGUAUUUUUUUAAAGAAAAUUGUUUUGGCAACAUUCCUAAUAUAGCACUGUUAAGAAGCAUUUUCUUGUGCCUGUGGACAGACGGAUGUAUUAUGAGGGUCAUUUUGGGGACUGCAGAUAUCCCAUUUUGUUGCCUACGGGGUUAAGAAUUGGCAAAUGUAGAGUUUUCUUAUCGUUAUAGUCAGUUUUAGUCCAUUGUUGUACAAGAUUUUUUAUUAUCAGUAGGUUUCUUUUGGUAACUUAUUUUAGUAAUGUAUUGUCUGUGAAGACAGCUAGCCAGCAAGGGAAAGACGGCGGACUGUUGUUCUCCGAUCUUUAAACUGAAAAGUGAUUUAGCGAAUGAAUUAAAUGAACCUCGCUGGAGUAGUAUUUAUUUAUUCGACUUGUUAGCUGAAUCCAAAAAUCGUGAUUCGAAAACAGUGGUAUUUAGCCAACGGUAGACUCUGCAAGCAAAGGAAUGAUGGGUCGAUUAAACUAACGCUCGAUCUUAAACCUUCGCUCCUUUAGGUGUGAAGUUGAAGUUGCAAGCUGCAUCUUUCCAAUAUUGGGUAAAAUAAAGUAAAAGCUUCAUUUCGCAAGGUCACACUUGACGGUUAACAGAUUGUCACUGGCCUCAACUAACAGAAAGAUGAUGAGAACAAAUAAAAUGUCACGAAGCCAAAAUGUGAAAACUGAAUGUGAUUCUCUAAAUCUCCAGUUGCAGCAUAAGACUUUGUAAAAGCUAUAAUAUUGAUCAUGAAAAAAAAAUGUAGCUAAAAAAAGACUUGAAAAAACCUUCAAUAUUAAAACAAUAAACUAAUGGAAGGUCACGGGUCCAACUGACCAAAUUUUCUCUUUUGUCAUUGGCAAUAUCUGCUAAUUAUAAGUUAAACUCUCUGUCGUCACGCUCACGUAAUUAAGGGGUUUUGAUGUGCCCUCGGCAAAAACAGUUGCAUUUUUCAUGGCGUGGGCGUUGUGAAGCUAUAGGUUACAUUGUUUGGGACAAUAAAACGCCGGUUAUUGCCGUUAUAUGGAACAGUAACUGCUUGAAAAGGCGUGUGGUUCCCGGUGUGGCUGUUGUAGCGGGGAGACGAAUGGCCGCCAGCGGAACACCUAAUUAAAGCCAAUUUACUUGGUCUUUUGCAUAUGACGAAAGAAGCAAGGCUGCAAAGUCCAUGAUAAUAGAACAUGAAACUUUUCAGGGAGCGAGUGAGGCAACAAAAGCGGUUUAUUAGUGAGCUAAAAACACGUGACGUAAAACGGAUUCUGGAUAGAUAAGAACUAAAGGAUUGACAAAAAAAAGGUAUUUUCGAGUAUUUUACGAAGCUACUUGAACCACUUUGUGAGGCUUUUCUGCCAAUUUGUUCGUUGAAUGUACCCUUUCUCGCACUUAGUUGCGUUCAAUACUAAUAAAUACCGUUUCGGAGCGUUAUUGAAAACUUUGUUCAAACAAUCACAUUAAAAGGAAUUUUUAUUUAUAGUUGGUUAGAGUUGUCUAAAUGUUUCUCUUAACCAAAGAAAUUGUCAACCGGUGACUCAAAAUGUUCAAUUAAAUAUUGCUAAUUGAAUGCCCUUCUUGGUUUAAAAGCUGAGGGACUUUUAUGCAGGUGCGGCGUUCCUUGUCAUAAAUAUUUGACCUUGUUCACGCUAAUGCGUUUUUGUUUAUAGACGCAUUAGGUGCGCUUCGGCUGUGUGUGUACACUUAUAUUAAACGAACGGAAACAGAGGUCUUAUGCAAUCUCGUUCCCAGGCUUCUCUCUCUUCCUGGAGGAAGUCGAGGUUGCUACCUAAAAUUGGAAACUGCGUCUGAGAAUAGCUUGGGAACAAAAACGUUUUGCCUGAAGUUCGCGCCUUUUUCGAUUGCUUAGUAUGCAGACGCUGGUUUUAAUUUGUAGGUGCAGGUUGUGCGGAAGCAGCUGGAAUUUAAAGGGUUAGGGUUAGGGUUACAGAACCUUAAGUGACACCUGCACAUUAGCCUGCGUGGCAGGCGUUAAAAGGGGAAGGGGGAAUUUUGAGCGCGCGAGAGCGCGGGGGGCGUGCGAGAGAGAAAGGAAAAGAACGCGUUCCCCUCCUCCCUCCUUCCUCGCGCGCGGUCUCGCGUCCUAAUUCCCUUCCCGCCCCUUUCCAACGCCUGCCACGCAGGCUACCUGCACAUCUGUAAAUUGAACUUUCUGAUGUGCAAAGCUCUUGAGUUGACGUGGAGUUUUUUAACGUACUAGUGCGGUUUUCUCACGUGCCAAAAUGUGUCUAAACGGGUAAAAUGCUUCAAGUUGUACUGCAGAUGCUAAGGGCUUAAAUUGUGUGGCGCUGUUGUUAAUAUAUUGGAGGGGUUUCGGGCUUUGCUCAUGCAGGCCGAGAGGAAAAGUUAAAAUAAUUCCAGGAAAACAAAUCAGGAUUAGUCACCGAACGUAAUGCCCGAGGUAAAGGCAUUUUUUCACUUGAAUGACGAAAAUUUUGUUUGUUAUUGCCUGUACAAAAAUUUUCCUUUACAAAUAACGGCGACGGCAACGACGGCGCGCCCUGUAUGUACUCUUGGGCCUGCUACACGGGCCGGUCAAAAUUCUUUGCCCAAACAGUCCCAGGGUACAAUAGCUGUUAUGACAGUUGCGCCUCUAAUCAUCAUGUAUCCCGCAAGCGUGGCCAAUACGUUGCAAAAUGAUCCUUCUACUUCGUUUUCUUGUGAUAAUCGCUGACAAAUCAAAUGAGAGCAUUCAACACAACCCCGACCUUGUUCUACGCACAACUCCAAAAUGACCGAUUCAUGUUUUCUUUAUUUUUUAGAUGCUAGUAAGGUAGAGAUAUGGGAAAGCAGAACAGUAAACUCAAACCUGAGCAGCUGGCCGAUUUGACGGCACAAACCGAGUUCGAAGAAGCUGAGUUACAGGAGUGGUACAAAGGCUUCCUUAAGGACUGCCCGAGUGGCAAUCUUACUGUAGAAGAGUUCAAGAAAAUCUACGGCAACUUCUUCCCCUACGGCGACGCCUCCAAGUUCGCUGAGCACGUUUUUCGCACGUUUGACGCAAAUAACGAUGGUUCCAUCGACUUCCGCGAAUUUAUCUGCGCCCUGUCUGUGACUUCUCGCGGCAAGCUGGAGCAGAAACUUAAAUGGGCUUUCAGCAUGUACGAUCUGGAUGGUAACGGCUUCAUUUCCAGACAAGAAAUGCUGGAGAUUGUCAGAGCGAUUUACAAAAUGGUAGGCAGCGUUAUGAAAAUGCCCGAAGAUGAGAGCACGCCCGAGAAACGGGUAGACAAAAUUUUCACACAGAUGGAUAAGAAUGCCGACGGAAAGCUGUCUCUUGCUGAGUUCAUAGAAGGUGCUAAGAGUGAUCCAUCCAUUGUUCGUCUACUCCAGUGUGAUACGGCUGGGUCUAGUUAG
Messenger RNA from Porites evermanni, 3946 nucleotides. The record is from the annotation of a GenBank genome assembly. Lineage: Eukaryota; Metazoa; Cnidaria; Anthozoa; Scleractinia; Poritidae.